Molecule: messenger RNA, 1993 nt
Organism: Actinia tenebrosa (Australian red waratah sea anemone)
Lineage: Eukaryota; Metazoa; Cnidaria; Anthozoa; Actiniaria; Actiniidae
Source: RefSeq, a predicted model, not a curated record
ACCCAUCUUCUCCGGUGAUGCUUUUGAAUACCCUGCCUUCGUGACCGCCUUUGACUCUAUCAUCGCUGCCAACGUGCCUUCUGACAGAGAUCGCCUAUAUUUCCUCGAAAAGUACACUCGUGGUAGAGCAAACGAUGUUGUGAGAGGUUUUCUAGCCAUGCCUUCUGACAGCGCAUAUACAGAAGCCCGCAAGAUACUAAAUCAUCGCUUUGGAAACCCAGUCUAUGUAGCAGAAGCAUACAAAUCCACUCUCCGUGACUGGCCGCAGAUAGAAGACGGAAACAGCAGUAAACUACAAGAGUUUUCAGACUUCCUUGUUCGAUGUGAAGACGCAAUGAAAUGCAUGCCAAGUUCCGCCGAUAUAGACAACACACAAAUGCUUCUUCAUGUUUGCGCCAAACUGCCGUCCUAUGCUGGUGUGAAAUGGUGCCGUCACGCGCAUGAGCUUCAAGCAAGAAUGAAAACAACGGUGAAAUUUAACGACCUUGUCAAGUUCGUGAGAGAGGAGGCCGAGUUAGCAAACGAUCCUGUUUUCUCCCCUGAUGCGCUCAAAAGAGAGAAGAAGAAAGCCGCAACCAGUGCCAGGGUAAGGAUGAGCAAACCUGGAAGUACAAACUUUAAGCCCAAGGCAAGCCAAUCACUCGUCACUUCAACAACCCUCGGCAAUAGUACAACCAAUCCUUCUCAUCAGCGCACCAAUAUCUCGUCCUGUUCUUUGUGCAGUGGUCACCAUGCUCUCUCAAAGUGCAGUAAGUUCUUGAAUCACUCAGCAGAGGAGCGCAGCAAGAUUAUUCGCAAUAAGAGACUCUGUUUUAGAUGCUUUAGAGACGGACACAUAUCGGCGCGGUGUCCCUCGAAAUCAAGCUGUGAAGAAUGCGGCAAACGGCAUAAUACGCUGUUACACGGGGUAAAGCCAAGGCCCAAGCCAAACCACCAACAGUCUACUCAGUCCAAUACAGAGUCACCACCAUCCACAGUAGAAAAGAACCUGAAUGCUGUAAACCAGCCAAUGAAGACUCCAGUCAUUGAUUCCAACUCCCACGCCAGCAGUGCAACRCCCAACCAAGAUAACGACAGCAAGAUCAUCACUAAUUCGAAAAUAGUUCCAGUGAUAUUGUUCCACAAAGAUAAUCCGGAGAAGGAAGUGAAGGUCUACGCGCUACUCGACGAUGCAAGUGACACCACUUUCCUAUCCGCAAAAUCGCAGCAACACCUUGGCAUCAAGGGUGUGGAAAUGAGCUUAAACCUCCACACCAUGCUUGGAAAUCAGAAGAUUCCUGUAGAGAGGAUAGAUGGCCUAGUGGUGCAACGUCUCGAUAAACGGGCUGAAGUCGAACUCMCGAAGGCCUACACAAGAGAUAAAAUUCCAUCUAGGCCAGAUCAAGUCCCAAGGCCAGAAGUAGCAGCCAAGWGGCCUCAUUUACAAAAAAUCCAAGAUAAGAUACCGGAAUAUGAAGAGAACCUUGAAGUCGGACUUCUGAUCGGCUGCAACUGUCCUAGGGCGAUCAAGCCAAAGGAAGUAAUACUGGGCAAGAGUGAAGAACCAUACGCAAUCAGGACAUUGCUUGGAUGGUGUAUAGUUGGCCCCGUAGGCGAGUCAAAGRGAGAAGCCCUAAYAGAUUCCAACAGUCAUCGCAUCUUGUCRCGUKAAGUGAUUCCGGAUACCAAAGACAGUCUUAGUUUCGUUAUAACUAAUCCUUCUAAAGAAGUUAUGUCACCGGCUGUAAUCAACCGCAUGUUUGAAAUGGACUUUGCUGAGUGCAACAAGUCAUCACUGCGGGGUAUGUCUCAAGAAGACAGGCGGUUCAUAGAGAUAGCUGAGAAGGGAAUUCACCAGUGUGACGAUGGUCACUAUGAACUUCCAUUGCCUUUAAAGAAUUACRAUGUCAAGCUCCCUAACAAUAAAGCAAUUGCGCUCCGUCGUCUGAAUCAUUUGAAAGGAAGAUUCCAGUCCUCAACCAACCAGAAAUACUGACAAGACUAUGUGGCCUUC